CCUUGGCCAACCAAUUGCGAGGCUCCGCAGGCGAGACCCUGUGCCUGGCCGGGUUUGGGGGAUCCUGGGCUUGUAGGACUCUGCUGCGGUCACCGUGUCCCCGUGCCACCGCCGCCCGCUACCCAGUGUGGUCUUCCCUGAGAACCUCAGGUUAGCUCUUCUUCCUGUUCUGCUUCAACCUUUAACCCGUGAGAGUGUGCCCUACCUACUACAUCCAAAGUACAAUCCAGAUCCAAGGCAGCAAGGCUCAAAAAGAGGUCACGAUGGGGUUUAUCUUUUCAAAACCUAUGAAUGAAAACAUGAAAAAGCAGCAGGAGUUCAUGCUUAUGAAUGCUCGACUUCAGCUGGAAAGGCAGCUAAUGAUGCAGAAUGAAAUGAGAGAAAGACAAAUGGCUUUGCAGAUUGCUUGGUCUCGGGAAUUCCUCAAAUAUUUUGGGACUUUUUUUGGCAUUGUAGCCAUCUCUGUAACAGCUGGAGCAAUAAAAAAGAAGCAGCCAGCUUUCCUCUCCCCUAUAGUUCCGUUAGGCUUCAUCUUCGCCUACCAGUAUGACUUAGGCUAUGGAACCCUUCUACAAAGAAUGAAAGGUAAGCCUUUGAUAAACCAGAGUCUCUGUUUCUGAUUCACUUUCUGGUUC
Manis javanica (Malayan pangolin) is the source of this 635-nucleotide messenger RNA. RefSeq names its product plasminogen receptor with a C-terminal lysine (gene PLGRKT). The record is from RefSeq and is a predicted model, not a curated record. Gene Ontology annotation, cellular component: plasma membrane. Lineage: Eukaryota; Metazoa; Chordata; Mammalia; Pholidota; Manidae. Gene Ontology annotation, biological process: positive regulation of plasminogen activation.